Messenger RNA from Striga asiatica, 1695 nucleotides. Lineage: Eukaryota; Viridiplantae; Streptophyta; Magnoliopsida; Lamiales; Orobanchaceae. The record is from the annotation of a GenBank genome assembly.
AUGAUUGGAGAUGAAAAUAGUUUAAGUAUUGAUCCAAUGGAUGGUGACGAUGAUGUUUUUCAAAUGGAGUCAAACACGGAAGAACCACUACACCCACCAAAUGACUAUGUCGAAGUGGUUGAGCCUACUAAUGAGUGGACUGCUUGGAGGGAAACACUAGCUAUUUCAAUGUUUAAUGAGUGGCUGAUGGACUCUACAGCUAGCGUGGGACGUGGGCCAAACGUAAACAAUCAACAGCGGGUUUGGACGUUUGAAGAAGAACGUGCAUUAAUCCAAGGAUUAAAGGAACUCAUUGCACGUGGAUGGAAAGCUGAUAAUGGGUUCCGUUCUGGGUACACAAUGUUUUUAGAACAAUAUAUGCAGCAACAGUUUCUGGGGACUACAAUUAGAGCCGAGCCUCACAUCUCGUCGAAAAUUACGGUAUGGAAAAAAAACUAUGUUUUACUUGUACCACUGCUUUCGAACACGUCCGGUGUUGGGUGGUCUGAAUUCGGCCACAUACUAGAAGUAGAAGAGCCCGUGUGGCAAGAUUAUGUGAAGGUUCGCAUUAGUCAUCAAACUAAUCUCCACUUUGUUCAGCGUGGCGUGGUUGGUGGGGACUUCGAAUCCAAUAAGAAUGAAAUAGAGUCAUCUCCGCCACAGGGUGUUGAAAGUAGUGCAUCCGAGAAAGGUAAAAGGGUCGGCAAACGUAAAUGUUUUAAAGAUGCGGAGGUUGAAGUUGUCGGCCUACUUUCUACUUUAUGCGAGAAGGCCGAUCAACGGUGGUGUCAAAUGGUGGAACGUAUUGGGCACAAUGUGAAGGAGCAACGCAAGGUUUUGUAUGAGGCAUUGAAGUGUAUUCCCUUUUUGACUACCGAAGUAAGAUUUAUCGUAUCGAAGUACUUUUGUAGGAACAAAGAAGAAAUGGACGUUUUUUUCAACGUGGAUGAUGACGAAAAAGCGUCAAUGGUGAAAAUGAUCCUCGAAAAUAGGUACCAUCAACUGAAGAUGAACAAUGCGGAACGUCAUGCUAGCAUGCUACAUAUUGUAGAGAGGUAUCGUCGGCCCGGUUGGUCAGCGAAUGAGGAGAGGGAGCGUUAUCGCCUUUUCUUCAACCUUUGUCGUAAAACCCCCGACGUCAACGUACCUGCCAUCUUCAACUCCUUAUGGCCCCAACUUUCGAUACACUUGACCGAAGAGAUGCUAACAUAUUUCUCCAUGGUGAAGGUUAAGGCUAAGAUCAAGGCACUCCACAGGAACUUUCGGGAGUUCCUUAAGUUUCUUAAGACUCCCGGUGUCAACGUGCAUGCGGAAUCGGGUCUUAUCACUGUAAAUUCUACAUACUUGUCAGAGUGUGUGGAGCUGUGGGAUCUUAGACGUGUUGUUGAUGUGCACAUCGAAGCCGGUGAAAGAGUGUAUGACCCGAUCAUGUUCGACGACACGGAUGAGGAAAAUGUUGCUGCCGAUGACCCCAACGGUGGAGACGAUGUUGAUGGUGCUGAGUUGGCUGUCGGGAAUGAAGACGGUGACGGGGCCGCCAAGGUGGACUACAUGAACGGCGAGGAGGAGUACGUGGUUGAAGGCGUGGAGGCAGAUUACGAGGAAGAAGACGUGGCUGAAGCCGCCGCAGUCGAGUUGGUUGACAUUGAAUCGGACGAGGCACCAGAGGAAAUGGAUAUCGGCACAGACGUCGACUCCUGCGUUGACUCAGACUAG